AUGGCGGUGUGUGUAGCUGUCAUCGCUAAGGAGAACUAUCCACUCUACAUUCGCAGUAUCCCCACCGAGGACCAGCUGAAGUUCCACUACACCGUGCACACCUCCCUGGACGUGGUGGACGAGAAGAUCUCCGCUAUGGGGAAAGCGCUGGUGGAUCAAAGAGAACUUUACCUGGGGCUGCUGUACCCUACAGAGGACUACAAAGUAUACGGCUACGUCACCAACUCUAAAGUUAAAUUCGUCAUGGUGGUAGAUUCCUCCAACACGGCUCUUCGGGACAAUGAAAUCCGCAGUAUGUUUCCGGAAGCUUCAUAACUCCUACACAGACGUGAUGUGUAACCCCUUCUAUAAUCCUGGGGACCCCAUCCAGUCACGGGCUUUUGACAACACAGUCUCCUCCAUGAUGGUGCCUGCAUGCUG
This is a messenger RNA of Staurois parvus, 420 nucleotides long. The record is from the annotation of a GenBank genome assembly. Lineage: Eukaryota; Metazoa; Chordata; Amphibia; Anura; Ranidae.